Xyrichtys novacula (pearly razorfish) is the source of this 2445-nucleotide messenger RNA. Lineage: Eukaryota; Metazoa; Chordata; Actinopteri; Labriformes; Labridae. The record is from the annotation of a GenBank genome assembly.
GAGUCUGGGUCUUAUCUGUUGCGACACUCUCUAAUGAAUGCCCCAAAACCAGUAGCACACCAAGAGUCUUGACAGUACUACUAAAAGGAAAAUUAGAUGCCAGCAGUUGUGUUAGGGUAACAAGCUCUAUACUUGCAUCCAUCUUUUGCAACCUCUUAAUUCAUAUCCAGUGAUUUCAACUUUGGUAUGGCGGAUAAAGGAGGAGAAAACAGGGUUCAAAAAGAACAAAAACCAAAGCUUGGACUUCAAACUGUAACUGUGCGGGAAUAUGAGCCGGGAGACAAACCAGAGGUACAGCGGAUCUUCUCUGAAGGACUGAUGGAGAUGGUACCAGACACGGCCUUCAGAGGCUUGAGACAUCACCCAGAGAGUAUCCUGCUCUAUAUCACUCUGACAAGUAAGUUAAGAUGGGAAUAACAUUUCAUUGAUGCUUCUGUGAUGUGAAAAAAAACAACAACAAACAAACAAAAUAAAAAUAAAAAACUAAAGACUUUUGCAGACUGAUUCGGAGAAUAGACACUUUACAAGUCAUGGGUCACUUCUUUGAUAAAGUCUCAUCUUUAUUUUGUAAGUUAGAGUAAUGAUACAUGUUUUCACUCUUGUCACAUAUGUCCAUAUCUUUUCUCUGGCAGUUCUGUGUUCAGUUAUGACCAUGUGUUGGUGGGUGAUAGGACUCCUCCCUGUAGUUUUUCUGUGUGGGCGUUACUUCUACAGCUUGCGUGUGAUUCAUGGUUUCCUGGAGCACGCCAUGAGCAGAGACAUGGGGGACAUUGAGGGCUUUUACAUGAACAAAUCAGGUAUGCGUUUGAGAAUUCAAACUUCAUUUAAUGUAAUUCAAUACCAAUGUCUAUAUUUCUAACACUGUUGAACAAUAGAAUAGUCGCCAAACACAAUGUCAUCUGACCUUGAUCCUUCCUUUGUUAUCUGACACACUAAGUCGAAGCUGUCAACAAGGACAAAGCUGUGUGAUGAAGGCAUGAUGUGAUGAUGCAGGCAUUCAGUGGUAACACAAAGUUAGGUUGGAUCAGGUCGAACUCCACAGGUUGAUACUUGCUCCUAAAAUGCCCAAACUGGCUUCACUCAGUGGCGUAUGAAUGGGAAUAGUCAUUACUGAUAGGCUAUAUACAGAACAGCGUCUGCCAUUAGUGUGUGAAUGUUGUGUGAAUGGGUGAGUGUGACAUCUAAUGUGAAAGCACUUUAAGUGGUUAGAAAAAUCGAGAAAACACUUACAUGAGACACACAUAACACGUCCAUUUACAAGAGUAAAAUCACAGUGAAAUCAUGAUUGUUGCAUAUUGCAAAGUAAAGUCAUUGUAGAGUCUAAACAUAAUGUGUGACUUGUUAAGUCGUAUUACUACUAGAACAUAGCAUAAAAUCACAGUCAGGUUGUAGGUUCAGUGAUGUACUGCCAUCUUUUUUUCCAAGAAGCCAACUAGCUGCUCAUCUGAUUUCCCCCUUUACAACAGUUACAUAUGGACUUCAUUUUUAUAUCUUAAGAUCUCCAAUCUCAUACCAUAUUGCCAGUAUUUGUAUAACAGAUUAAUAGCCAGAUACUGCAAAAUAGAUAUAACAGUUUACUUAUAUUGCUAUGAAUAUAAUAUAAGUGGCUUGAACAAAUGCUUACCAUGUCUGUGAAACAUAGAGAAUAGUGUAGAUUGCUUAUAGUAUUUCUAACUUUCCAUAAUAGUCAAUGACUCCUAGCAGUUGCCUUAAUGUUUUUGAUUGAAGGAGUUAUCAGUUAGCCAACCACACUUGCAGCACAGGUACGUCACACACUUGAUAUAUGGCCAAAGAUAGUGUUAUGGGAGGCUCAUUUAGAGGAAACGGACACACCCUAGGGGGAGCCAAAGAUGCACCCUUUUUAAAUAAUUAGAUUAAUUUAACCAACUAUCUGUAAAGUAAAUGUCAGUACAGACAAUGAUCUUGAUUUGGGUUAUUUUUUAUCUUACAACAUAUCUCAUCUCUUCUUCAUCAUGAACCUGCUUUGUCUUUGUCCUCUUCCUCAGAUUCCUGUCUGUGGGUAGCAGUGCUGGAAGGUAAAGUGGUGGGUCUGGUGGCAGCAGUCAAUCGAACGAAGUCAAAUGGUGCUGUUGAAUUGCAGCGGAUGUCCGUUGACAGGAGGUUUCGAUGUUGUGGAGUUGGCAUCACGCUGGGACGAAAGGUUCUGGAGUUUGCUGUCUCUCAGGGAUACUCCACUGUUGUCCUGGGAACUACUGCGUACACACAAUCUGUCCACAGGCUCUAUCAGCGCCUGGGCUUCAGGUGUGUAGGGGUCACCAAUGGGUGUGUCACCCCUGGCUCAAGACAGUCCUUACUUGAAAGGAUUUUCUACAGGGUCCGCUAUAACCACUAUAGCUUUGAUGUGCAAAAUAGCAGGACUGCUUUAAAUGGACAGCACUGAGAUAAGCUGAAACUCAUCAGUAAUAAAGUUAUCAUCAACACUGA